Messenger RNA from Dentiscutata erythropus, 142 nucleotides. The record is from the annotation of a GenBank genome assembly. NCBI's taxonomy places the organism in Eukaryota, Fungi, Glomeromycota, Glomeromycetes, Diversisporales, Gigasporaceae.
UGCAGCAAUAUUGUUAAAUUUCAUCAGUAUCUAUAUUCGAUAUGCUUGGUAUGAUUGGUUUGUACGAGAAUUUAUAGAAGAAAACUCUUGCCAACCAACAAACCUUAACAAAAGAUAUCAAAAAGAAGUUCCCAGCGCAUGA